UGUCAACAGUGGCAUCGGUGACAUCGGCAUCAACGAUGUCAUCAACUAUGAUGUCGGCGGAGGCAUCGACAUCGACAUCGGCAUUGGCACCGGCAUCGGCAUUGACACCGGCGCUAGCACUGGCACCAGUAUCAGCACCAGCACUGACAUCGGCACCGGCGUCGACAUUAAUGGAAAUACCGGCACCAGAGAAGGCACCGGUACCAGCGUCAACGGAGGCGUCAACGCUAAUAGCAUUAAGUAGAGAAGAUUUAAAAGGUCUUAUUGAUGCAGCUGUACAAUCUGCCAUGAGAGGAGGACGAGGAGGAAAAGGACGCGGGAUACGAGGAAGCAGAGGAAGAAGAAGGGGAAGAGGAAGAGGACGAGGACAUGGAUAUCAAAGAACAGGGAUUAAUAUUAAUAAUUAUUAUACUGCUCCUAAAACAUAAAACUAUAUAUA
Nylanderia fulva is the source of this 439-nucleotide messenger RNA. NCBI's taxonomy places the organism in Eukaryota, Metazoa, Arthropoda, Insecta, Hymenoptera, Formicidae. The record is from RefSeq and is a predicted model, not a curated record.